Molecule: messenger RNA, 657 nt
Organism: Aethina tumida (small hive beetle)
Lineage: Eukaryota; Metazoa; Arthropoda; Insecta; Coleoptera; Nitidulidae
Product: transcription factor ces-2
Exons: 4
Coding region: 1-657 (218 amino acids)
Biological process (GO): regulation of transcription by RNA polymerase II
Cellular component (GO): nucleus
Molecular function (GO): DNA-binding transcription factor activity, RNA polymerase II-specific; RNA polymerase II cis-regulatory region sequence-specific DNA binding
Source: RefSeq, a predicted model, not a curated record
AUGAAUGGCCAAACGCAUUACGGUUUCGGCGUCGCAGGGAAUCCCCUGUUACCCGUUUCCGCGUUUUCGGCCUAUAACUUAUUGAGGAACUAUAAUCUGUUGGCGGCCCCAGCUCCAGAUGUUCAUCUAAAACCACUCAGAAGUCAAAAUUCCACUUCUGAUCUAGCAUUACAGUCUCCUUUGGUGGAAGAUCCAACAAUAUUUCCCUGUUCAGAAACAGAUAAAACAUACAUGAACUUACCUUCUAAACCCUUUCUCAGCUCACCUUUGUUCAAUUACCCACCUCACUUCCACGUCUUUCAAAGCGAUGAAUUAAAUUCUCCCAGUACUAAUUCAUCAUCAUCCAGUUCUGUAUUAUAUAAUGCAAAUUUCCGAAGGCAACGUGGCGAGAAAAAACCAAUCCCAGACGAACAGAAGGAUGAUAAAUAUUAUGAACGGAGAAGAAGAAAUAACCAGGCAGCCAAAAAAUCUAGAGAUGCGCGAAAAAUUAGAGAAGAUCAAGUUGCUUUAAAAGCAACGAUUCUAGAACACGAAAACGCAAUUUUGCGGGCACAAGUUUUAACGCUGAGAGAAGAAGCGUCUUCAUUACGGCAGAUGUUACUGCAAAAGAAGGCUUUAGAGUUGGCAUCCAGAGAAAAUCAAAUAUGCAUAACUUAA